AUUAAGAAUUGGCCUUGUUUUUGUUUUGUAGCUGCGUGUCUAUCUUUAGUACUUUACUCUUUGCAAGUGUUAUUUGUGACAUAACAUAACGAUGGUGGUGACGACAUCAACCCCAACAAGAUUCUCGUCUUCAUUAUUAUGUUACUGUUACAGCCGCACAUUUCCUCACUUCCAAAAAAACAUCUGCAACAACGCUGACGUCACAGCUACUACUUCUACUGUACCAUUCAGUAGUAGAAGAAGAAGAAGUAGAAGAUUAUUAUUAUCAAUGGCGGUGAAAACUAGGGAGCAAGAUAUGGUGUUGGAAGAAGAGAAGAAGAAAUUGCAGAUAGGUAUUGCUGAAUUCUACGAUGAAUCUUCUGGUAUAUGGGAGAAUAUUUGGGGUGAUCAUAUGCAUCAUGGGUUUUAUGAUCCUGAUUCUACUGUUUCUGUUUCUGAUCAUCGUGCUGCUCAGAUCCGUAUGAUUGAACAAUCUUUGAAUUUUGCUUCUCUUUCUCAAGAGGACCCAACAAAAUGGCCCAAGAGUGUAGUUGAUGUUGGGUGUGGCAUAGGGGGAAGUUCAAGGUACCUGGCCAAGAAAUUUGGGGCAAGUUGUGUUGGCAUCACUCUGAGUCCUGUUCAAGCUGAAAGAGCUAAUGCUCUUGCUGCUUCUCAAGGAUUAGCUGACAAGGUUUCCUUUCAAGUUGCCGACGCUCUAGAGCAACCAUUCUCUGAUGGUCAGUUUGAUCUGGUAUGGUCAAUGGAGAGUGGAGAGCAUAUGCCUAACAAAGCAAAGUUUGUUGGAGAGUUAGCUCGAGUAGCAGCACCAGGCGGCACCAUAAUAAUAGUAACAUGGUGCCAUAGGGAUCUUGGUCCGGAUGAAAAAUCCCUACAACCAUGGGAGGAGAAUCUCUUGAAGAAGAUAUGUGAUUCAUUUUAUCUUCCCGAAUGGUGCUCAACUGCUGAAUAUGUCAAAUUGCUCGAGACCAUGUCCCUUCAGGACAUCAAAUCAGCAGAUUGGUCUCCCUUCGUUGCUCCAUUUUGGCCGGCAGUCAUACGUUCGGCAUUAACAUGGAAGGGUUUCACUUCAAUCUUAAGGAGUGGGCUAAAAACUAUAAAAGGAGCAUUGGCUAUGCCAUUGAUGAUAGAAGGAUUCAGGAAGGGUGUAAUCAAGUUUGCCAUUAUCACAUGUCGAAAGCCGGAAAACGAUGAGAAGGGUGAAUGAUUUUAUUUAUAUAGUGAAACAGAUUUCCUACAUUUCAUUUAUUUUGAUAGAUCAAAAAUAAAAGAAAAUAAGAAAUAAAGACACAUCUUAUUGGAAUUAAAUAAGUGAUAUUGAAGGAAAGAUGUAAGCUAGUUCUUGUUAGCCCCCA
Messenger RNA from Trifolium pratense (red clover), 1352 nucleotides. Its product is annotated as tocopherol O-methyltransferase, chloroplastic. Gene Ontology annotation, molecular function: S-adenosylmethionine-dependent methyltransferase activity. Lineage: Eukaryota; Viridiplantae; Streptophyta; Magnoliopsida; Fabales; Fabaceae. The transcript has 6 exons. Gene Ontology annotation, biological process: methylation. The record is from RefSeq and is a predicted model, not a curated record. Bases 92 to 1204 code for a protein of 370 amino acids.